Cylindrotheca closterium is the source of this 1143-nucleotide messenger RNA. The record is from the annotation of a GenBank genome assembly. Lineage: Eukaryota; Bacillariophyta; Bacillariophyceae; Bacillariales; Bacillariaceae.
AUGGGACUCUUUUCCUAUUAUUUCCAUUCCACUCGUCCUCGGACGAAUCAUCUGCUGGACAGCAAAAUCCAUCCGCCAUCGAGGCCGAUUCGAAUCACCAAGCUUCGAAGUUUAUUGCUUGCAUUCCAGCUGGUGAUCAUGAUUCCAAUAGUACUUAUUGUGUUCUGGAAUGCAUCUUCAUCUUCUACAGUUGUCGUUGUUGCUGCCACCAGUACCAGUACCACUACCAGUACCAGUACCACAACCAACAAUACGAAUAAGAAUCUCACCGUGGUGGUUCCAGGAUUUGGAGACAUGACGAGAAUGUCAGUCUUGAAAGAUUCGUUGUUGGCCAUCAAACAUUCAUUAGAGGCCAAACACUAUGGAUUUGAUUGUCUGGUCUAUGUGUACAAUAAGGAAAAUGGCAUUUUGGAGCAAGCCAUUUCGGAAUUGCAUUUUUGCAAGGUUCAACUCAAUCUAGGAUUGUGGACCCAUCACAUGAAAAAGGUCCCACCGUUGGAUGAAACCUCGACGAGUCAUGUGGCGGUCAUUAUGGAUGACAUUGAUGUGUUUACGCACAAUCUGGAUACAGCAUUCAUGUUGGAUCGAAUGGAACAAAAGGGGUACAACAUGGUCUCGGCAUCCUUUCCCAGAGGAUCGGUUCAUCGAGAAGGUCUGCAUCAACGAGCCGAAUGCACCUCCCAUGAAACUGGUUAUGUGGAUAUUCUAUAUACUUUAUUUGAUUGGAAUACAUGGAAAUGUUGGCAAGACAAUAUCGACUUGGAAAUCAAUCCCUAUGGUUGGGGAUACGAUGUCUUGGUGGGGGAUUUGUGCAAUGCCAAAAUAGGAGUGGUGGACGACAAAGGCGUGGCAGUCCAUGUGACUCAUCCCUGCGAGGACAAGGAAGGAGGAUGUCGGAAAAGUAGUUAUGAUACAGGUGCCGCAAGAAGCCAAAUGGAAGCAUGGAUUGCUCAUGUUGCAGCCAAUACGAACAAUCAUUUGAAAGGAUACCAAAAAGUGGGAGAACUCAGUCGUGAAGCUUAUGAAUAUAGGGCGAAGGUCCUCACUCGAUGGAAGCAAUACCCCUUUUGCGAUCAAAAAGACGAAGAAGAAGAAAGUAACAAGUUGUCCAAGCAGAAGAAGAAGAAGAAAACGGCGGUAUGA